Molecule: messenger RNA, 318 nt
Organism: Closterium sp. Naga37s-1
Lineage: Eukaryota; Viridiplantae; Streptophyta; Zygnematophyceae; Desmidiales; Closteriaceae
Source: the annotation of a GenBank genome assembly
AUGGCAGAGCCAAGUGGUCCCGGUCUUCUCGCCCCACCUAAGUCCCUUCCUGGUGGCUCCAGCGCACCACCCAUUAGAAAACCAGUCAUAGCGGAGGAACGACAGGCGAAGGGUACUAUCCCGCAGUUCGGGCAGUUCGGUGACAACAAUGUCGGGUACACAGGUGUGUUCGCUGUGAAAAAACAACAACGAAGACAAGGCGACGACGACUUGUUUCCGGAACCUCAGCCGAUGGGCACUUUCGAUCAAAAGCCCGAAGCGACAACGGCCCCUCCAGCUGAUGCAGCUCAACAAAACUGUUGUUGCCUCAUACUAUAA